AUGGCUGAUCGCCCGCCGGCAUUCAGAACCCACAUCCAGAUAUUGCAAGAUCCUGGCCCUGUUUCUCUAUUGAUAGCUCCUGAAACUUCUGACCAGGACUCGGUUUCUGCCUCAGAGUGGCAGCGGAAGCUGGAAGCGGCCGAGGCUCUGCUGAUUCUGAGAGACUCUCCCCAGGCGUCUUCUGGCUCUGUCUCCCUGCUGCAGCCCUCCACGGCGGCAGCUCCCGCUGGAGAUACAGGACCCCAGCCUCCUAGCCCCUCUCUGCGACCCAGGCCAGCCAGCUCCAUUUCUCUGCCUAUUGGACAUCUGGGGUGCAUCUCCCUCUUGAGCUAGAAGCCCAGAAGAGGAGGCCUCACUAGAGUGCUGCCUAUUUAUGCAUUUGCAAAAUGUUUAAUAUCCAAUAUGCUUAACAUUUUCCUUUCUUUUUUUUUUUAACCUUCAGGUUCUUUUACAAGCUUUUCAGACCCUUUUUAUUAUAUGGGGCAAUUCCUUGGCUGAGGGUGGAUAUCCUUGUACCUCCAUCCCUUACUGCCUUGGAUAUUGGGGCCUUUUUAUGUCUCUUAGAAAAACAGGGUUGUGCAAUCUGAGCUGAUCAGUCUCUAAAUAGGGUUCUGUGGGAGGUCCUAUGUUCAUAUGCCAGAGUUUUCUUUUGACUUGUGAUUGCAAACAUAGCCGUGCACUCACGUAUGUAUCCAUGCUUGUCAAAAUAGAAGGGUGUGUUCAUUUCAUGUCUGGAUUGAUGUGUGUGAACAAAUAAUAAACCCUCGCUGUUGUAAGGCA
This is a messenger RNA of Mirounga angustirostris (Northern elephant seal), 780 nucleotides long. RefSeq names its product doublesex- and mab-3-related transcription factor C1-like. The record is from RefSeq and is a predicted model, not a curated record. Bases 1 to 333 code for a protein of 110 amino acids. NCBI's taxonomy places the organism in Eukaryota, Metazoa, Chordata, Mammalia, Carnivora, Phocidae. The transcript has 3 exons.